AUGAGAAAUGAUGAAGGCUUUCAAAGAAUUAUUGUUGAUUCUGCUGAAAUUGCAAAAGAAUUGGAAACAGUAACAAAUUUUGAAGAAAAACAUGUCGGGAGAAGGAGAAAAAAGCGACUGUUCGAUUAUGAGACACAAGAUAAAGCGUUGCAAGAUCCAAAAGAAAAAUUUAAAGUUGAAUUUUAUUUUAAAAUUAUAGACCUUGCUAUACAGUCUAUUGCGGAAAGGUUUGAACAAAUGCGACAGUAUAAUAGUAUGUUUGGCUUCCUUAAUGAUAAUUAUUCUAUAAGUUCAAAAUCUUCUGCAGAAUUAUUGAAAAAUUGUAGAAAUCUAGAAGAAAUUUUAACUCAUGGUUCUCAAAAAGAUAUUAGUGCAGCGGAUCUUUGUAAUGAAAUCAAAGUACUUUCUGGAAGACUCCCACAACAAAUGACACCACAUGAAGAACUAACUUUUAUAGUUGAACAACGUUUAAUUGACUGUCUACCAAAUAUAUUUUUUUGGGUCUUAAGUGACAUCCAAUGGAUGUUUAUCUGUGAGAUGGUUUCUUGCGAAUGUGAGCAAAAAAACACUUCUUGCAUUGGUUAA
Messenger RNA from Hydra vulgaris (swiftwater hydra), 585 nucleotides. RefSeq lists its product as uncharacterized. Lineage: Eukaryota; Metazoa; Cnidaria; Hydrozoa; Anthoathecata; Hydridae. The record is from RefSeq and is a predicted model, not a curated record.